This is a messenger RNA of Fusarium keratoplasticum, 1347 nucleotides long. RefSeq lists its product as uncharacterized. Lineage: Eukaryota; Fungi; Ascomycota; Sordariomycetes; Hypocreales; Nectriaceae. The transcript is spliced from 5 exons. The record is from RefSeq and is a predicted model, not a curated record. Bases 1 to 1347 code for a protein of 448 amino acids.
AUGAAAGUUUCUUCAUCUUUCACUCGUUACGUGCCCUUUCUCGCCGCCACCAACGGCUUGGUGCUCGGUGCCCCCAGCGGCAACGGUAGAGUCCGCCACCAGGACCUGUCUGACCCAGCCAACGCUGACUGCACUGGACUCGGCGACUUCAUCGACAGCCAGGUGACUGUCGGCAACGACAAUGGCGGCGUUUACACCUGUGUUGGUGGCUGGAGCCACGGCGCUUUUCCCACGGAGAUCGAAGCUCGCGCUGAUGAGAACAUGCUUCGCUGGAUCCGUGUUCGCUUCACUGACGGCUCUGAGCGUGAGCGAGAGGGCAAGAUUAUCUGGGACCCUUGGGUAGACACCUUCUCUCAAUUCAGCAUGUACGACCACGGUUGGGGUGGCGGUCUCGGCCGUCUGGUCGUCCGUCUCAACUCGUGCCCUCGUGACAACUGCGAGGGAGAUGCUGGUGGUUGGGUCCCUGAUGCUGCUCAAUUUGACGUUCCUCAUGGCGUCGACGGAAGUGGAAUGCUUCUUGGCUUCUCCGUCAAGCACGGUGACGGAAUUGACUCGAUGACUCCCAUCUUCUCCAAGACGGCUGUGGACAGGGUCAUUCUGAAGGACCCCGAGUUCGACCCUACCUUUGAGCAGCUCAACGAGAAGCCCUUCUCCGAGAGAAUGAUCGACGCCGCCCAGGUGACCCACGUUCUCGACAACGGAAAGUCUGAGAGCGAGGCCAACAUGUGGAUCGACUCCUCCAUCGCGACUGAGAGGCAGCACAAGAUCAGCGAGGUCAAGGAGGAAGGCUCUGAGCAUGGUGGUGAGGUCGGUCUUACCGCCAAGGGCGAGGUUUCUUGGAAGGCUGGUGUUCCCGGCUGGGCCUCUGGUGGUAGCAAGGCCGGCCUGGAGGCUUCGGGCAAGUAUGUCGGCAAGAAAGUUGAGAAGAAGAUUUUGGAGACCGUCCGAUUCCGUGUCAACCAUCUGGUUCCCGGAGGAGGCAUGGUCCGAUGCAUGACCACAGUUCUCCAGAGCCGAGCCAACCUUCGCUUCCGAGCCACACUCGAGAACAAGUUCAAGGAUGGCGCCUCUUACGAAUACAAGGUCACUGGCCUCCUUGAGGACGCCGACCACUCCGAAGCCUGGACCGAGUGCGAGGACGUCAAGCCCGAGGACGUUGGAGUCGAGAUUCCCGCCACCGACAACCACCAAGUCGUUGACAGCGAUGGUGGUGACCAGGCUGAGGACAGCCCGGGUCUUCUUGUUCCUGGCGCUAUCACCGAGUCCGGAGUGUACUGCCCUGAUGGCACCAAGGUUAGCGACACUGAGAUGUCUGAUGAGGAGUACAAUGCCGCUUGCCCUAUUUAG